This is a messenger RNA of Hydra vulgaris (swiftwater hydra), 1544 nucleotides long. Its product is annotated as DDB1- and CUL4-associated factor 7. The record is from RefSeq and is a predicted model, not a curated record. Gene Ontology annotation, molecular function: protein binding. Lineage: Eukaryota; Metazoa; Cnidaria; Hydrozoa; Anthoathecata; Hydridae. Gene Ontology annotation, cellular component: nucleus.
AGUAAGAAAAAUAGUUAUGUUAAAAAUAGAAUGUUGAACAAAUUAGGUUGUAAUUUAUGCAGAAAACAGUAGUUAUUCCAAAGUUUUGAAAAUGACCACUCAGCCAAAACGUAAAGAAAUUUAUAAGUACAAUGCUCCAUGGAUUGUUUAUGGAAUGAGUUGGAGUGUUCGUCCUGACAAGCGUUUUCGUUUGGCUGUUGGUAGUUUUAUUGAAGAGUACAGCAAUAAAGUUCAGAUCAUUCAACUUGAUGAAACUCAUGGUGAGUUUACUGUUCAAUCAACAUUUGAUCAUCCUUAUCCAACUACAAAAAUAAUCUGGAUUCCAGAUGAUAAAGGUCAUUACCCAGACCUUGUUGCCACUUCUGGAGAUUAUUUACGAAUCUGGAGAGUUGCCAAUGGAGAAGUGCGAUUAGAAGCGUUACUUAACAAUAACAAAAACUCAGACUACUGCGCACCAUUAACGUCUUUUGAUUGGAAUGAAGUAGAUCCAAACAUUUUAGGCACGUCAAGCAUUGAUACUACAUGCACAAUAUGGGGAUUAGAGACUGGUCAGCCGCUAGGCAGAGUGCAAGGAAAUGUGAAAACACAACUUAUUGCUCAUGAUAAGGAGGUAUACGAUAUUGCGUUCAGUCGUGCUUGUGGUGGUCGAGAUUUGUUUGCUUCAGUUGGUGGGGAUGGAUCAGUAAGGAUGUUUGAUUUGAGACAUUUGGAACACUCAACAAUAAUAUAUGAAGAACCACAUCAUAUUGGUCUUUUGCGGCUGGCUUGGAACAAACAAGAUCCAAAUUACUUGGCCACUUUUGCUGUUGAAAGUUUAGAGACUGUUAUAUUGGAUAUGCGAAUGCCAUGCACGCCUGUGGCUCGGUUAAGUAAUCAUCGCGCUCCUGUCAAUGGAAUAGCGUGGGCACCACAUUCUUCAUGUCAUAUAUGUACAUCAGCUGAUGACCAUCAAGCGCUCAUUUGGGACAUUCAGCAAAUGCCAAGAGCUAUUGAAGACCCUAUUCUUGCUUACACGGCAGAAGGUGAAAUUAAUAAUGUACAAUGGGCAACCAACCAACCUGAUUGGAUUUCCAUCUCAUAUAAUAAAAGUAUCGAAAUAUUAAGGGUUUAGAAUAAAAAUCACUAUAUAGUACGGUAUGGCACGAGUUUUUAUAUAUAUUUUAUAACUAAAGAAGAACAGUUAGAAAAAUAUAUCUAAAGAACUGCAAGAAAAGUAUAUAUCUUAUAAAGAACAAUGUGAUAUUUUAUUAAAAAUGUUAAUGCUACCAGUCAACUCAAAAUGUUGGUGCUGAGCCACUAAAUGUUAAUAACAUUCGAAGUUUUACGAAUGAUAGAUUAUAUAAGAAUAACUGCUCUCGUGGUUUUUUGAAAAUGGGCUGUUCAAAGUUGACGAAGAUUGGGCGCGGAACAUUCGCAGCAUUUAUAUUAUUAAAUUUAUUGCAUUCCUCUUUUUUUAAAAAGAAAAAAUUGUAAAGGAGCAAAAUUUCGCAUAAAACAACUUUUAUUGUAAAGAAAGAUUAAAAUAUAAAAGACUUACCAACAAA